This is a messenger RNA of Girardinichthys multiradiatus, 5892 nucleotides long. RefSeq names its product tetraspanin 17 (gene tspan17). Gene Ontology annotation, biological process: protein maturation; protein localization to plasma membrane; regulation of vascular endothelial growth factor signaling pathway. The record is from RefSeq and is a predicted model, not a curated record. The coding region runs from base 511 to 1323 and encodes 270 amino acids. Lineage: Eukaryota; Metazoa; Chordata; Actinopteri; Cyprinodontiformes; Goodeidae. The transcript has 8 exons. Gene Ontology annotation, cellular component: membrane.
AACACAGUGGGUUUUGUCGUUUGACAGCAAGGGCUUGCUUCCCUGGAAAAAAAGAAAACAAAGAUGAAGGAUCUUAUUAGCAGCGAUGGAGUAGAAGAGAUAACAAUGGAGGUGUUAAGCUGAAGGGCCAUCCGCUUUAACACUAUCUGUGGGUGUUUUUUUUUUUUUUUUUUAAGCAAAGAGCCUUCUUUCGUUGAAUGUCAGAGGGAUUGCAGAUGGAUGUCUGUGCCUUAGUUAGGUGUCCCCGAAUUGUUGUUGUUAGCCGUUAACGCUAACGGUAGAAGUUACGAGCUAGCUGGGCUAGCAAGAGAGAAAAAAUAACAAGUGACUUUUGUUUGAUUUGACCUGCUCGGAGGUCCCCGGUGAGUAAACCGUGUUCCGUUCAGCUAAUGGGGACAACUAACCUUGAUGGGAGUAGCUCUAGAACUGUGACUUUAGCUGAGCUUUCCAAGUACCUAUCGCUUUAGGUUACUUUAGCUUCCCAGAUAGCCACCACUGUUCCUUGGAAGAAUGAGCAGAAAACACCAUCGCAUAAAGGGAGCCGAAGUCAGCUGCUGCGUUAAAUACUUCUUAUUUGGAUUCAACAUUAUAUUUUGGUUGCUAGGAGCAGCAUUCUUGGGUAUAGGCCUGUGGGCAUGGGCGGAGAAGGGCGUGCUGUCAAAUCUGUCGUCGAUCACUGACCUCGGGGGCUUUGACCCCGUGUGGCUCUUCAUCGUCGUGGGAGGGGUCAUGUUCGUCCUGGGCUUCGCCGGCUGCAUCGGAGCCCUCAGAGAGAACACCUUACUGCUUAAAUUUUUCUCUGUGUUCCUGGGUUUGAUCUUCUUCCUGGAGCUGACUGCAGGGAUCCUUGCCUUUGUCUUCAAGGACUGGAUCAAAGACCAGCUGAACUUUUUCAUCAACAAUAACAUCAAGGCGUAUCGCGAUGACAUCGACUUGCAGAAUCUCAUUGACUUCGCCCAGGAAUAUUGGUCGUGCUGUGGAGCUCAUGGGCCUGACGACUGGAACCAGAACAUCUACUUCAACUGCACUGACAAGAAUCCCAGUAGAGAGCGCUGUGGAGUCCCCUUCUCCUGUUGUGUCAAAGAUCCUGCCGAGGAUGUCAUCAACACGCAGUGUGGUUAUGAUAUCCGGCUUCAAGGGGAUCUGGACCGGCAGAAAGACAUCUACACCAAGGGGUGUGUGGGGCAGUUUGAGAAGUGGCUUCAGGACAACCUGAUAAUUGUAGCUGGGAUCUUUGUUGGUAUUGCACUUUUGCAGAUUUUUGGCAUCUGCCUCGCUCAGAACCUGAUGAGUGAUGUCAAGGCUGUCAAAGCCAGCUGGUGACAUGAGCCCCAUCCCGCACGCCCAGCCAGGUCAUUGCAGCACACUUAGUACCAUCCAGAUAUGGAUGGAGAGACAACAUACUUGCAAACGUACAGUCAAAAAAGUUUAUUUUCCUGUUCUUCAGUGACACUUGAAAUGGGGAAGGAACAUAUUCAAUGCAAACCAAACAGCACAGAGUUUAACCCAAAUAUAAAAGAAGACAGAGCUGCCUACUUGAGAGUGGAUUUAAAAAUUUUUGUUUUUGUUCUUUGGACAAAUGUAUUUAUGCCACACGGUUGCACAAAGGCCCUCUUGUCAGCUGGGAAGCCAUGGACGGAAGUAAGGUGAUGAAAACAAUAAACCAAGGAAAAUUGACAGUUUCCUUUUACAGUUCAAGCAUCAAAGACUUUAUUCAAAUGUAAAAAAGUGCCAUUACUUUCCUGUGUUUGUGUCCUAUAUUAAAUUUAUCCUGUCUGCCCCCCUAAUACCUCAGGACCUGGCCAAUGAUAUGUUCUUUCUGCCACCAGGUGAAGGUAAAUCUUUAUUUUCACCCCAUCAGUGUCAGCUAUAGAUAGAUGAAGCAACUGAAUGCAGUAAAGCAGGGCAGUUCUUUGGAUGAUACCUUGUUUGCCCUUUAGCGAUUGUAACAUUUGUUGAUUCUCUGAUGGAGGUUUAUUUUAUUAGAGUUGCUUGGUCUGGUUAAAACCUGUAGGUCAGUGCCAUAUAAGGAAAGGGGUUUAAUGCUAGAGAUUGUUGGUUAUAUCUGAGCAUCCUUUUGGGAUGUGGGAUUACUGGUUUGGGGCCUUUUGUUCUUGAUUUAUUUACCACUUUUGUCUUAUAAUCUGUCCUCUGCAUUAAUAUUUGUUGUUUGAAGACAUCUUUUAUUCAUGCUUUAUUUUGUGUCCACUUACAGAUGCUUAUAUUCCUAAGUCAUUGUUUGAUUUCAAGAGGCGCCAACUGCAAAAUUGCUUCUAUUUGUUGGUGUUACCAAUCCUUAUGGAGACCAAAUGGUACCAGCUGACCACUAGAGAUUUCAUCUGGAGUGCAAAUGCCAUUUUAGAAAGUCGGAAUGUGAAUUUAUUUCCCCUUCUGUUGGAAGUGCCAGUUGAACAAAGAAAUCAAACAAAGAUUAAAUAUUAAAAUUUACAUUUAUCUUUAAUUCAGUUGUUGCAUCAUUUUGUCUAAAAGAAAUGUUAAAUAAAAUUGUUAAUACAUGCUGUUCUCACUUUAACAUGAAUGCUGCUUUAACUUUUACUAGCUACUCAGUGCAGUAACCCAUCUAGUGAGAGAUCUCACACAACAGAUUUGGAAAGAAUCUUUCGUUUCUGGAUGUUUCCUCGGCUAAUGUUGUCUUGUUUUUAAGUUGUUUGGCUCUUACGAGUUGACUUUGCAUGUCUUGCUAUCCAGUUGUGAGCACAGUUUCAGUUAUAACCUGGUCAUUUGAUAAUGGUGUACUUUAUUUGCAGUGUUUAACUAUUGUCUCUGGUUGUAACAGUGUCAUUCUGAUACAUGGCAUAAACAGGAUCUGCUGCAUACACAUGCAUACUUAGGUUUUGAAUGCUAUGCACACACACCUGAAAGAUGAGAGGCAUUCAUAUUCUGGGUACACAACCACAAAACUUUCCUGCUCCACUGAGUCCGUCUGUUGAAUAAAUAUCUUAGCACCUUUUGAUCCUCUGCUGCAUGUACCUGUCACAUGUUGCUUUCGCCCACGUGCUCCUUUACUUCAAACCGCCACCCGAUCAGAGAACGUCGGAUUUGCAGCCUGCAAUGUUGAUGUAUUUUUAAACAGUGGAGAGAAAGACGGAAAGACACAAAACAAAACAGUUUCUUGAAUUUGGAUGUCACAGAUCCUCGAGUGGGACGACAUCAGGUUUUAAUGACUUCUCUCAGUUAAACUGAUGUUUAUCUUUGAGUAAUUAGUGAAUAAGUGCCUGCUGCAUUUUUAGAGAAAUGAUCACGAGUACAAAGGGCAUAUUUUUCUAUAAUGUUUUAUUUGCCUUUCUUAAAGGACACGUUUCAAGGUUUUUACACAUUUUCUUUAUCAGUUGUGUUCAGGCAUGUAGCUCUGGAUAGAUAUAUUCAUUUAUAUUUAGAGAAAUAUGUAAAAAAAGAAAUAAUAAUAAUAAAUACAUGAACCAAAAAAGGUAACCACAGGUUGAUGCAAAGUCUGCCGCUCAAACCUGAGUUCAUAAUGUCAAGGUUUAUGUGGUGUUUUAUCCACUCAGGACGACGAAGUCAGGAGAAAUCUUGUCUGAAAGCAGCAGCCUGGAGACUUAACACACUGACACCACCCAAAACUAAUUCAAAACACAGCUCUAACAUCAUUUAGGUUUGAUGCUGUAAGUCCUGAUUAGCAUUGUGACUCUGAUUCACAUGGGCAUGAACCAGUGCUCCCAUUUCUUUGGUGGUUAAAAAAAAAGUCAUUGUCAGUUAAUGCUGCACAUGUUGUGGAUGGAAGGGAAGUUAAAACACCCAGUUGGUAUCUCCAGUCAAACUUUCUUGAUUUGGUUUAGACUCUGAGGGACAAUGCUGCUGCAGCUAAUUAUUAAAAACAAAUAUGCAGGGUUAAUGUUUGCAGAGCAUGGUUAUUCAUUUAUUUAAUACUGCAACUAAUAGAAGUACUAACAGGGGACACGUUUUACUUUAUAAACUUUAUGCUCACAAACAAUACUCGCAUUUUCUUCAGUGGUCUGGCUGUUGACACCUUGCUCAACAUAUCUGUCUUAAUGAUGGGACGAAGUAUGUUAUGUCUGCUUCUCUCAGCCUUUGAUUGAUGCUUCCCUUUAAUCCCAGAUUCCACCUGUUCAGAGGGAGUUUUUAGUGAGUGAGGAAAAAUCCAUCUUCUUUUCCUGUUUAAUUUCAUAAAGCUCACCCACUUUUCCAGUGUACAUUUUUUUUUUGUCAAGAAGCUGUCCAUUGUGUAAUUAUUAUUCUUGAGAGAUUUCCAGGCAGUACUGUUAAUAAACACAAUAUCGUCCAUAAAUGGAAGUGCAUAUACUGUUUUGUAUUUUUCAUUUUUUGGAUUUUAUUAGCCCAUUAAAUUUGAAAUGUGGAUUUUCUUAUUAACACCACGUAUGAAACUGGUCUUUCCCACUCUAGAUCUGAGUAAAACGUGUUCUAUGUUUUUUUUCCUCUUUUACACAUUAAUGAUUAAUUUCCCUUCACGCGAGUUAAGGCAGCUGAUAUGUUAUUUACAGCAAGGAUGAACACAUGCUUUUUUUUCUUUUUUAAUCACCUAUGAUGGCAUGUGGUGGCUCAUACCUCUCCCACUUAGACAAUGCAGGAACAUUUGGUGUCUGAUGGCAGAUGUAACUUUAUAGUGUCAGGUCUGCUGCAUUACAGAGCUCUCUUGUACAAAAAGCACUCCUGCCCUCCUUUUUCUGAAUGCGCCGAUAAUCCACCUCCCUCGGUAAUGAUAAUAACGCUGUAAUAAUUGGCAGCUGCGGUACAGCAAAUUUCAGACGCAGAGGUGACUCAGUGGUGUCUGCUGGUUUUUUAGAGCUUUGGGUUGUUCUGCUUUUGUAUUCCUUUAAUGUAGCGGAAAGCACGAGGGGAGAGAGCAAUGCUCAUUAUCCUCUGUCCUUUAUCGUUAUGGCCUUGCAUCGUGAAACACCUUCCUAAUUUCUCUGCCGUCCGUCUGGGUAAUUAAAUCAUUCCCAGGAGGAGCCUUAUGCAUACCAUGAAUGUACAUUUUACUUUAUCAGCAUGGACCUACAGCUUCAUGGUCAGUUUGAAAUCUCCUUUCUACAGUGAACAAAACAAAUGAAGUUCAGGAAUGUGAAUAAAGACCUGUGCCCAAUGAAGAUUUAACAGUUUUUUAUUUUUAUUUUUUUAUUUUAGUUUUACAUUUUAAACACUGAGGGUUUUGAAUAAUUAACACGCAUAAAACAUUUAAAUCAGCAUGUAUAACAGUAUGUGAUGGUUUUUCAACACCUUUUUUUUCUCCAUAUCUGGAAAGGUUUGAAAAUGCAUUAAUAGGUAACCGUUUCUGAUAACAUCGUCAUCUUCAUCCACCCUGUGGAUUCAGCUAUAAUGGCGGUUGAUAUGUGUAUGUCGUUUAAUUUACGAAGGUGAGCCACACAUCACACAUUGACAAGUCUUACCUCAUCGUGUGCAUUACGCUGCCCACAUCCAAGCACAGAAGCAGCUCAGCGGAUUAGUUGCUGAGCAUAUUAACAGUAGCAGUACCUCGGUUAUUAGCACUGACAUUUCUACACCACGACAUGACAUCUGAUGGGCAUACAAGUGUAAACAGAAGUUAUUUUGUUAAAUUGUCUGCGUUUGCAGAAUCCGUAGCAGAUUAUGGACACAGUUUGCAACCACCUAGCCACGCUGAAACCAUGUCUUGUUUUACAGCCGGCCAGCAAAAAUUUUCUUUUUUUGUGCAUUCAUAAGUUUUUAUUAUUUUUUUAAUUCUCUUGCUUACAGCUGAAUACUACAAAUGCAUCUGUCUGUUCCUUGGCUUCUGUACAUGCCUAUUCUGAGGUGUAGCCUUGCAAAGAAAUGUAAAUGGGUUUUUCUGGUCUGUUACACUGUAUUUUCUGUUACAACAUGGCUCUUUCAUAUAAUAAAGAAUACAUAAGACCA